Messenger RNA from Megachile rotundata (alfalfa leafcutting bee), 449 nucleotides. RefSeq lists its product as uncharacterized. The record is from RefSeq and is a predicted model, not a curated record. NCBI's taxonomy places the organism in Eukaryota, Metazoa, Arthropoda, Insecta, Hymenoptera, Megachilidae.
ACGAAGACGCACAAAUAUGGCAAAGAAUAAUAAAAUAAGAACAGCACAAGAUAAUUUAAUGUCUGGAACACUGCCAUUAGAUCAAUUUUUACGUUUAUUUAGCAAAGACCAUAAACAAGAACAAUAUGAAAGUAAUUUAAUGUUAACAGACUCUAACAAAAAUGGUGAAUGCAAUGAACCUGUUUCAAAAACAUUCUUUACAGAAAAUAUAUGCACAGUGUCCAGUGACGAACAUAAUGAACUUCUUCCAGAAAUAACAUUCUUUGCAGAAGAGGAAUUCACUGCAUUUGUUAAGAAGCCCUACAAAAACCAAGAAACACAAACUACAUCCCCUUUUAAUACAGAUGGUACAUGUACUAUGCUUAUUUUCUUUUAAAUUCAUCAUUUACGUCUUUUCUAUUUAAUGUCAUCAUUUUUAUCUAUAUUGUGUUUCAGAUUACAGUGGCAUA